GGAGACGUUGGAGGUGCCUGGCGAAGCUCAGCUUCCGGGACUGCGCCAAGCGGGGCUGGCGGUCCCGGCCCGGGGGUUUUGGCCGCAGAGCUCGCGGGUUCUGCAGUCUGGACUCGCGUGGGGCGAUCGCGAUGUUCUACUCCCAGGCCGGCGCCCGGCCACGGACGUGGGAGGCCAGUCCCCCAGAGCACAAGAAAUGGGUGGAAGUAUUUAAAGCAUGCGAUGAAGAUAACAAAGGCUAUCUAAGCAGAGAGGACUUUAAAGUUGCUGUUGUAAUGCUGUUUGGUUACAAGCCAUCCAAGAUAGAAGCUGAUUCUGUGAUGUCUUCAGUAGAUCCAAACACUUCUGGGAUACUACUUAAGGAGUUUUUAGACAUUGUAAGGAAAAAGAAGGAAGCUCAAGUGUAUCGCAAUGAAGUAAGACACAUCUUCACGGCUUUUGACAGGCACUAUCGUGGAUAUUUAACUCUGGAAGAUUUCAAGAAAGCAUUUAAGCAGGUGGCUCCCAAGUUAUCAGAAAGGAUUAUCCUCGAGGUAUUCAGAGGCGGCUGUCACGUCUUCCACGAGACGCUCUCAAAACCCGAAGUGACGAGGACACUCAGGAGACCCCUGUGCUCUGCAGCUGCGUUGGGCACGCUGUAUACAGCUUUCCAGUCAGUGACUGAACCGGAGACCCUCUCUAGAUUCUCGGUAACGUUUCCCAGUCCUCCUGAGGCCCCUUCUUGGCCGCGCGGUCCUCACGUCACGCUUACUGAGCGCCGUGCGCUCCCGUCUUCUCUCCGCGCCCUGAUCGCUCGAGUAGGUGGCUCUGCCGUGCCCUCCUCUGCCCUCGGAAUUCUACCUUUCUUUGACUUGGAAACAAAUGUUCGUCUGCCUUGCAGACGCUGGGGAUGUGUAAAAGCAGAGAAGACUGACACCGCCCUGCCUUCUAGGAGCUUAGCGCCUAGUUGGGGAGGUGGGUGGUUAGAAUCCAAGAUGGUCAGUCCUGAAGGAUGACUGCAGAGCACUGUGGGAGUAUCCAGGAAGGCUGCUGGAUGCAGGCAGGAAACGGAAAGCAAGGCUGACUCCAGACGAAGUGAUGGCCGAUGGGAGACCUGAAAGGUGGAAGUAUAGCCUGACAGGGAUAGAGUGUGUUCUAAGCUGAGUGUAUCCUCCGAGCUGAGUAGGAGAGCGUGGUCCUCUGAAUAGCCGGAAUCGUCAGCUGUCCUUGUGUGCCUGGCAGGGUGGGGCCGGAAGGAUAAAUGGAGAGUGAUGAGACCAGAGACACGAGCAGGACCAGGUCAUGAAGGGCCGUGUGAGGUGCUGAGGAGUUUGAAGUUGACCCUGAGGAUAAUGGGAAGGCGUCGAAGUGUUUUGAGUAGAGAAGAACAGGAUCAGGUGUGUGGUUUAGCGCUGUCUUCCGCUGCACGAUGAAGAAGGGAGUAAGAUGCAGCAACAGUAGCCUCUGUCUGGAUUGGUCCUGGUGCCACGCCCCCGUGCAGACGCGCCUCCUGAAGCCCACAGUGUGUGUCCGGCUCCGCACACCCAGCUUCUCAUGUUUUCCUGAUUAGCACCGAGGCUUGUCCCGAGCUCCAGCUUCCCUUUUGUAGCUUCCUGUCUUGACGGCCAGGACUCCAGCUCCUGCCAGUUCUUGCUCUAAGGUAACUGUGUCAUGCUGGGCACCUCCAUGCUGCCAUUGCUCAGAGAGUCCACUGCUUUGCUACCAACUUGGAUCUCCUGGAGUUUGGGGAUCUAGCCUGAGUUCCUGGGGUUCCUUUGACCCCUGAAAUUCAUCUUUGCAUUGCACCUUCCUGCCCAGCCCAACCAGACCAGAUUGGGCGUGCCCCCGAAGAAUCCUCCAAGCCCUUUGUCCCACAAGUGGUUGAGUAACCCACAUCCUCCACGCCGAUCCCCUUCCACCCCCGUAUAGGGCAAUAAACGUGGGGAGGUGGGCUGAAGUCAGAUGAGCUGAACUCGACAGGAGACUUUGGGCAAGUUGUCCAGUGUCUCCGUGCCUGUUUCCUUAUAGUUGUUAAGAGAACCGACGUCUCAGAGCUGUUUGAGGGAUAGAAUGAGCAGCUGCAUGUACAAUAGGCUUCUUGUCCCAUCGUGGCACUCACCGUUUAUUAAUCUAGACUGUCUGAGGGAAAGAAGCAGAAGAACAUAAAGGAACUUUGACUUGGGGAUAAUUUGCCACAGACAAAUAGGUAUUCAUCUUCAAAGUGCCCCACCUCUUCACAGUGGGUACUCAAGAGACGACAGUAAUAAUGCUAUGCCCUGCCCAGUCUGGGUAGUGACCGUCCUGGCUACAUUCCAAACCUGGGGUUUUAUUCUGUGUUGAUUUUGUUCCAGAAAUUCUCUGAGUUUUCAUGAAAUUAAAUUAGCUGUGCAUCUCAUAAAUUAUGCUUUAUUCCAAAGGACAGUUACGAUGUUGGCCUCAGCUUAAUAGUUUGGGCCUCUUGGGACCCGCCUUUCCUUUGUAAUAGAAGAGAUAAUAACAGCUAUAAGUUGAUAAGGCAGGAGAAGACAGCUCUGCCAAUGUGUUAGUUCACUCCACAAAUAUCAAUACUUGCUGGGAGCCACGUGCGAGGCACUGAGGGGGGUGCCUUCGGGGCUACGGGAGCAAGUCAGAUGGGGACCGUCUUUUAGAGACUGACUGUAAGAUGAAGUAGGAAACGAUGCCUGCUGUAGAAGAAUAAUUCCAGCCAGGGUCAUCCAGGCAUUCAGCAGCUGAGUUAAGGUUUGAAUACUUCCCAGAAGGAAGGGCACCCCGCAGCUAGCAGCGAGGGCAGAGGGGGUGGCGGGCCUGGCACGGGACGCCACGCAGCCCCGGGUGUGGCCCUAGAGCCAGCGCACAGCACUUGCCGCCCUCAGGCCCCGCCCGCAGCGCUCUGCCUGUCUCGACAGUGGUCCUCCCCAGCCCAUGACACAGCUACGGUUACCGCCCCCAUUUGACAGAUGAGGAGACCACGGCACAGCGUGGCCAAGUCACGUGGGUCAGGUCACAGUAGCUGAUAGAGUUUGGGCUUGACCCGGACGGUCUGGCUCCAGACUGGAAACACAGGGAGGCGUCCCCAUCUUGCAGGAAAGACUGCCCGUCCCUUCUAGACCCUCCCCACGUGCACCCUGAAAAGGAUUUUGAAUCUCUUCAUCAGUCAGCUCUACUACAAUUUAUGGAUUUCAAAGGAAUCAUUUUAUUUAAGGGCCUUUUGCGGUUCAAUUUCAAUAGAAUAAAGAUCUAGACAACACAUAAAUUUUCACAGUCAAAAACAGAGCUCUAUAAUCUACGGCUGUAACCCUUUCCAUGAACCUAUACAAGCUAACUGGUACACCCUUUUUAUGAAAUUCCCU
Molecule: messenger RNA, 3329 nt
Organism: Bubalus bubalis (water buffalo)
Lineage: Eukaryota; Metazoa; Chordata; Mammalia; Artiodactyla; Bovidae
Gene: EFCAB11
Product: EF-hand calcium binding domain 11
Exons: 6
Coding region: 132-995 (287 amino acids)
Cellular component (GO): cytoplasm
Molecular function (GO): calcium ion binding
Source: RefSeq, a predicted model, not a curated record